AUGAGUACAUCCGAAAAUGACAUAUCACCAGUUCAAGUUGCAUUACGUAUUCGACCAUUAGUGGAUAGUGAAAUUUUAAAAGGUUAUCAGCGUGUUUUACAAACUGUUCCAAACGAACCACAAGUCUAUGUGAAGGGUACCGAUAAGGCUUUCACAUAUAAUCAUGUUUUUGAUUCUUACAUCAGUCAAGAACAAUUCUACAAUCAAGCCGUUAAACACAUGGUCUGUAAUUUAUUUAAAGGCUACAAUGUCACUGUACUUGCGUAUGGCCAAACUGGUUCAGGAAAAACCCAUACAAUGGGAACAACUUACACUCAUAACGAAGAACAAAUGGGCGUUAUUCAGCGAGCAAUUAAUGACAUAUUCGCAGAAAUUGCAACGAAUACCGAAUAUAAUUUCGAAGUAACUGUAAGUUUUAUGGAAUUAUAUCAAGAACUUUUAUACGAUUUAUUAGCAGAACGACCUAGAGAUCAAAGUAUCGUUGAUAUUCGUGAAGAUAUUCAUGGCGGCAUUCGUAUAGCAGGUUUAACCGAAUUAACUGUGACAAGUGCCAAAGAAACUGGAGAAUAUUUACGUCUUGGCUCGCAACUACGUGUAACUGGUGCAACUGCUAUGAAUACCCAUUCAUCACGAUCGCAUGCAAUUAUUACAAUUGCAAUUCAGCAACAGAAUAAAAUUAAUACAGAAAUUGCAACAACUUCAAAAUUUCAUUUAGUUGAUUUAGCUGGAUCGGAACGUCCGAAAAAAACAAAGGCUACUGGAGAACGAUUUAGAGAAGGUAUUAAAAUUAAUCAAGGUUUGUUGGCCUUAGGAAACGUGAUAUCAGCACUAGGUGAUGAAAACCAAAAACUACAUUCUUAUAUUUCGUAUCGUGAUAGUAAAUUGACAAGAUUGUUACAAGAUUCGCUAGGUGGGAAUUCCAUCACUUUAAUGAUUGCUUGUGUCAGUCCAGCGAGUUAUAAUGUUGAUGAAACAUUAAGUACGUUGCGAUACGCAGAUCGUGCUCGAAAAAUUAAAAAUAAACCAUUGGUUAAUCAAGAUUCUCGUGGUAGUGAGUUGGCGGCUUUACAUCAUGAAUUAAACGAGUUACGAUCGCAGCUAUUAAAUCAGUCUGAAAGCAAUACUUCGAAUAAUAUAAAUGAAACAUAUUUAUUAGAAAUACAAGAACUAAAAGACGAAAAUCAAAUGUUACGACUAAAAAAUGAGGAAUUAACUGAGCAGUUACAUAAAUUAAUCGUCGAUAGUACAAGCAUGUUCGAAAGAUCGAUGAUCACAGAAAACGGUUGUGAUAAAUUACAACAAAAUUUAACCGAAUUAAUCGAACAAUACAAUGGUACAUUCGAUAAAUUGCAUUUAACUAAAGAUCAAGAGGAUAUUUAUAAAGAUUUGGGGACUAAAAUUGAAGAUAUGCAAUCGCUUUGUAAAUUAAAUGCAAAAGAAAUAUUGCAUUAUGAUAUGAAUCAACAGCAAUCGAGUCAACAUCCUGAUUUAGUGACGGAUACUUUGUCUUCCACUACAUCGACAGCUCUUGAUUCACCCACGUCGUCGGAAAAUGAUGAGAAUUUUGAAAAUAACUCAGAAUCACAUAUGCGUCAACAAUUAGCGUUUAGCAAUCAAUUACAAGAGUUAACACGAUCGCUAGCGUUAAAAGAACAGUUAGCUUCACAAAUAGCGGCUAAUUGUGAUACUCAAAUUGUUGAUAAGAUUUCGCUGCAAGAAAAUGAACAAAAAAUUGUGGCAUUAAUGAAAGAGAAAGAUGAAUUAUUACAGCAAUUAAAAAAUGUUCAUUCAACAAACCAAUCUAAUAAAUUAGCUGAACAACGUCGAAAUCGUGUCCAAGAACUCGAAACACAAAUACAAGAAUUAAAUAAAAAAGUUCGGGAACAACUAACGAAAAUUCGAUUAGUAAAAUUAAUGCGACAGGAAGCGGAUAAAUAUAAACAAUGGAAAAUAGAACGUGAAAGAGAAAUGAGUAAACUUAAGGAUAAAGAUCGUAAACUAAAGAAUGAAAUGAUUCGUAUGGAAAGUAUGCAUGCAAAACAGCAAAUAGUUUUAAAGCGUAAAUUUGAGGAAGCAUCUGCGAUUAAUAAGCGUUUAAAAGAUACGCUACAAUUACAGAAAGUUGUUAGGGAAGAUCGUCGGAUGAGUCAAUCAUUUCAUAACAGUCAUAAACUGGAAAAGAUUCAACAAUAUAUUGCACAAGAAUUAGAAAUUUUGGUAAGUACAGUUCAAGCAGAACGUACUUUGGAUCAUUUAAUGGAAGAGCGAAAAAAUGCUAUCAAACAAAAAGAGGCAUUACAAGCACUUGAAGUUCGUAACAAUGAUAUAUCCGCUCAACUAACCGAACUAAAUGAAGAAAUUGAGUUACGUACUAACCAAAUUAAUGAUAUACGACAAAAAAUCUCGGAAUCUGAUCAAGAGAUCAAAUCAAAAGGUCGUUGGGAAAUAGUUCAAUCAAUGAGCGAUGCAAAAUGUGCACUAAAAUUUCUUUUUGAAUUGGCUGGUGAAGUAAAACGUCGUGAAAUUUUAAUUGAAGCAAAUCAUCGAGAAGAAAUUGAUGAAUAUAAACGGAAAUUAAAUCAAUCUGAAAAGAAAUUAUGUGAAUUUUCUUUACAUCAUGAAAGACAAAUUGCUCAAUUAGAAAAUGAAUACGAGGAAAAAGUUUUUAAUUUAUUACAACAAAUGUAUACCGAAAAAUCUGGAUGUGGAGAUCACUAUGAUACAGCCACAUCAGAAAAUCAUUUUGGUACUGCACCAUCACAAUCUCCAAAGAUGGACUUCCCUGACCAAAUUGACGUAACAAACGAAAAUCUUGGUAAUAUUCCCUUGACAACUAUUUAUACAACCGAUGACGAAAAUGAUAAUGAAUUUAAUGAGAAUAGAAAUGAGAACUUUCAUGACAAUGAUGACAAAGGCGACCUUGAAGAGAAUUGUGAUGAUGGGUUGGAUAAUUUUAUGGAGAAUGCUAGUUUUGCAUCGACAGUUACCUUAGACGAUCGUAACGAAGAUUUUAGAACACCUAUAACGGAAGAUUUUGAAGAUGAUGAGAAUAUUAGUGAUUGGGAACCACAGAAGUCACCUUCAAGUGUAAGAUCAACUUCUAAUUUAGCUAAAAGAUCUAAAGGGAGUACCAAACGAUGUGCAUCAACGAUUUCAAUGAUUCAAGGUGAUAAUAAAAGUGUGAUCAAAUGUAAAUGUCGUGGUGGAACCUGUCAAACACGACAAUGCCGAUGUAAAAAGACAAACAGCGAAUGUACAACGAACUGUGAUUGUACAAAAAUGUGCCAUAAUAAACAAUUAAAUCAUUUUACAAUUAAUCAUAAUAAUCGCUCUAAAAGUAAAAAUAAUAUUGAUAAUAAUGUGAUAUUUUCAAAUAGUUUUAUGGGUAAUGCACGUUAUUUUGAAAUGACUGGAUCUAUUCAAUCAAUUGCAAUUAAUAAAAAUGAUUCAUCUAAUUAG
Molecule: messenger RNA, 3459 nt
Organism: Chrysoperla carnea
Lineage: Eukaryota; Metazoa; Arthropoda; Insecta; Neuroptera; Chrysopidae
Product: chromosome-associated kinesin KIF4-like
Exons: 3
Coding region: 1-3459 (1152 amino acids)
Biological process (GO): mitotic spindle organization; microtubule-based movement
Molecular function (GO): ATP binding; microtubule binding; microtubule motor activity
Source: RefSeq, a predicted model, not a curated record